AUGCAUGAAGUUAAGAAAUUAACCAAUGGUGAAUUUUUACAGCUCUUCAGUUGGCAUGCCUUUGAACAAGAUCGUCCCAUUGAAGUUUACAUGGAGCACUCAGAAAGGGUUGUGAAGUAUUGUGGAGGGCUUCUUUUAGCUCUUCAGUUGCUUAGAUCAUUGAAAGUCCUCAAUCUCUACCAUUUCAGUAGCAUUAUGUUUGACUUCUCAAAUGUCCCUAAUCUUGAGAGCUUGAUUCUUAUAAAUCAUAUAAACUUGAUUGAGUUUCACGAAUCCAUUUGGGAAUUGGGGAGACUAGUUUUACCGGAUCUUAAAGAUUGCAAAAAUCUUAGGAAGCUUCCAUCAGGAAUUGGCCAGCUAAAAUCUCCUGAAAAUCUCAUUCUCUCUGGUUGCUCCAAGCUCUUCCAAUUGCCUAUAGAGUUGGGCAGGGUGGAGUCUUUGAAAUUGCUCCUUACUAACAGAACUGCUAUAAAUCAAUCACUUUUAACGAGCACUGACUUAAAAUCAUGUUUUUCACACUUGUGUUACUGGGGAUCAGGGCCAAGGGAAAAUCUCAAAGCCAUCAAUUUUUCAGACUACUUUACCACGCUCGUUAACAAGGUUAAGUCUUGCAGACUGCAAUAUACCGGAUGA
This is a messenger RNA of Cornus florida, 633 nucleotides long. Its product is annotated as disease resistance protein RUN1-like. NCBI's taxonomy places the organism in Eukaryota, Viridiplantae, Streptophyta, Magnoliopsida, Cornales, Cornaceae. The transcript has 2 exons. The coding region runs from base 1 to 633 and encodes 210 amino acids. Gene Ontology annotation, biological process: defense response. The record is from RefSeq and is a predicted model, not a curated record.